Messenger RNA from Neomonachus schauinslandi (Hawaiian monk seal), 771 nucleotides. It is a transcript of the gene PLAAT1, whose product is annotated as phospholipase A and acyltransferase 1. The coding region runs from base 104 to 619 and encodes 171 amino acids. Gene Ontology annotation, biological process: N-acylphosphatidylethanolamine metabolic process. NCBI's taxonomy places the organism in Eukaryota, Metazoa, Chordata, Mammalia, Carnivora, Phocidae. Gene Ontology annotation, cellular component: cytoplasm. The transcript has 4 exons. Gene Ontology annotation, molecular function: A2-type glycerophospholipase activity; glycerophospholipid phospholipase A1 activity. The record is from RefSeq and is a predicted model, not a curated record.
UAUUUGUGUCAGGCGCUCUGCUAGAAACUGAAGGUGUAGAGACAAACAAGAACCAGCCCUCCAUACUGAGCCGAAGAGAUUAUUCCCUGGACACGAGUAACUGAUGCAGAUGGCGUUUAAUGAUUGUUUUAGUUUGAGCUAUCCUGGUAAGCCCCAGCCAGGGGACUUGAUUGAAGUAUUUCGUUCUGGCUAUCAGCACUGGGCGCUGUACUUGGGUGAUGGUUAUGUUGUCAACGUAGCACCUCUAGAGGAUGGCAUUUCUGCAUCAUUUACAAGCGCCAAGUCUGUAUUCAGCAGGAAGGCCCUGGUGAAGAUGCAGCUGCUGAGGGAUGUUGUGGGAAAUGACACAUACAGAAUAAACAAUAAAUAUGAUGGGACCUACUCCCCUCUCCCUGUGGAAGAAGUCAUGCAACGGACAGAGACGGUUAUUGGACAGGAGGUGGAAUAUGACAUACUUGUCAACAACUGUGAGCAUUUUGUGACUUUGCUUCGUUAUGGAGAAGGAGUUUCAGAGCAGGCCAACCAAGCAAUAAGUACCAUUGGGUUUGUGGCAGCUGCUGCUGGUGCCUUUUCACUCCUGGGCUUGUUUCCAAAAAGACAAAGAGCAAAAUACUAUUAAUGAUUUACUGAAGAGAUAUUGGAACUGAAAGAAUUUGUGAGGAGGGGAAAAAAAAACUGGGAUGAAUACUUAUUUUCAAUGCAUCAUUAUUGUUCCAAAUUCCAGUGAUGGAUGGCGGGCUCUUUAAUAAAUUGCUUACUGAUAUUAUCUCA